Linum tenue is the source of this 2875-nucleotide messenger RNA. Lineage: Eukaryota; Viridiplantae; Streptophyta; Magnoliopsida; Malpighiales; Linaceae. The record is from the annotation of a GenBank genome assembly.
CUUACCCUUAAACCCUUGAAGGUUGAAACGAGCGUAAUAGGGUUUCUUGAGAAAGUCUUCGUUCGUUAUUAAAUAACAUUCCCCAAAAUCCCAAUCCAAUCCUCGUGCGAGUGCCGGCUAAUACUCUCAUCUGUCAUCUCCCAUUUCACUCUCCUCACCAGCUCGCUUCCAUCUCUUCAGUCCUCCGAUGGCGCCGGUUCUGAAUAGAACCCUAUCCCCUGCUCCUCUGCUCUCGAUUCCUUCUUCGACAUCCAUUUCGUUGAACAACCCCUUCAAUUUGAGAAGCUCGUUCCUGCCUCGAGCCAACGGUCUCAGGAAGGGGGUGUCUUGUUCCGGCUUGAAAUGGAAGCUUGGUAAUAGGAGCAAUCGGAUUUCCGUUAGGUGCGACGCGGCGGUGGCCGAGAAAGAUGCUUCCGAGGCUUCCGGGGAGAAAUUUGAGUACCAAGCCGAGGUGAGUCGACUGUUAGAUUUGAUUGUUCAUAGUCUCUACAGCCACAAGGAAGUGUUCCUCAGGGAGCUUGUCAGCAAUGCUAGUGAUGCUUUGGAUAAGUUGAGAUUCCUCAGUGUUACAGAUCCCUCGUUGCUUGGAGAUGCUGGUGAUUUGGAGAUUCGGAUCAAAUCUGAUGCAGAUAAUGGGACCAUCACAAUAACAGAUACUGGCAUUGGUAUGACAAGAGAAGAACUCAUUGACUGUCUUGGGACCAUUGCUCAGAGUGGGACUUCAAAAUUUUUGAAGGCUCUCAAGGAAAACCAAGAUCUUGGAGCUGACAAUGCACUGAUUGGUCAAUUUGGUGUUGGGUUCUACUCUGCGUUUCUUGUUGCUCAGAAGGUAGUGGUGACGACUAAGAGCCCGAAAUCUGACAAGCAAUAUGUUUGGGAAGCAGAAGCAGACACCAGUUCAUAUAUGAUCAAAGAAGAAACGGAUCCUGAAAAGUUUCUUGGUCGCGGGACACAAAUUACACUGUAUCUGAAGGAAGAUGACAAAUAUGAAUUCUCGGAUCCAUCCAGAAUUCAGGGAUUGGUAAAGAACUACUCUCAGUUUGUUUCCUUCCCUAUUUACACCUGGCAAGAAAAGUCAAGGACAAUUGAGGUAGAAGAAGAGGAAGAACCAAAAGAGGGAGAGCCCGAGGGUGAGAAGAAAAUGAAGAAGACUACUAAAACUGAAAAGUACUGGGACUGGGAAUUAGCGAACGAAACAAAACCAAUAUGGAUGCGAAAUGCUAAGGAAGUUGAGAAGGAAGAGUACCAGGAAUUCUACAAAAAGACAUUUAAUGAAUUUUUGGAUCCACUUGCCCACACUCACUUCAAUACAGAGGGAGAGGUAGAAUUUAGGAGCAUUCUUUAUAUUCCUGGUAUGGGACCUAUGAACAAUGAGGAUGUAAUUAAUCCAAAAACUAAGAACAUACGACUUUUCGUGAAGAGGGUGUUCAUUUCAGAUGAUUUUGAUGGAGAGCUGUUUCCCCGAUAUUUGAGUUUUGUAAAAGGUGUGGUGGACUCGGAUGAUCUUCCUCUUAACGUAUCCCGAGAGAUACUUCAAGAGAGCCGGAUAGUAAGGAUCAUGAGAAAGAGACUUGUUAGGAAGACUUUUGACAUGAUUCAGGAGCUGUCAGAAAGUGAGAACAAAGAGGAUUACAAGAAGUUCUGGGAGAACUUCGGAAGGUUUAUAAAACUCGGGUGCAUUGAAGACUCUGGAAAUCACAAGCGUAUAACUCCUCUACUGAGAUUCCACACAUCCAAAAAUGAGGAAGAGCUCACAAGUUUGGAUGAUUAUGUAGAAAAUAUGGGAGAAAACCAGAAAGCAAUCUAUUACUUGGCAACUGACAGUUUGAAGAGUGCCAAGUCUGCUCCAUUCUUGGAGAAGUUGGUCCAGAAGGACAUUGAGGUACUAUAUUUGAUUGAGCCCAUUGAUGAAGUUGCGAUCCAGAACUUACAGACCUACAAGGAAAAGAAAUUUGUUGACAUCAGCAAGGAAGAUCUAGAACUUGGUGAUGAGGAUGAGGUCAAGGAGAGGGAAGCUAAACAAGAAUAUAAUGCCCUUUGUGACUGGAUAAAGCAACAGCUUGGUGACAAAGUUGCCAAAGUCCAAGUCUCCAACCGACUAAGCUCAUCCCCUUGUGUGCUUGUCUCUGGGAAAUUCGGAUGGUCUGCCAACAUGGAAAGGUUGAUGAAAGCACAAGCACUUGGAGAUACUUCAAGUCUGGAGUUUAUGAGGGGAAGGAGAAUACUGGAAAUCAAUCCAGACCACCCGAUUGUCAAGGACUUGAAUGCUGCUUGCAGGAAAGCACCAGAUAACAACGAUGCGAAGAGAGCAGUUGAUCUGCUCUAUGAGACUGCAUUGAUCUCCAGUGGUUUCACUCCUGACAGCCCAGCAGACUUGGGAAACAAGAUAUACGAGAUGAUGGCGGUGGCACUGGGAGGGAGAUGGGGCAGAGUAGAAUUCGAAGCUGAAACUACUGGGGAUGGAACCGAGGCAAGCACCAGUGAAGGCUCUUCAGAAGUAGUUGAACCUUCAGAAGUGAGGGCAGAAACUGACCCAUGGCAGGAGUAACUGAUAGUCAUAUAGAUUUUAGUGAACUUUUAGCCACAAUUUUGAUGACCUCUAUGGAAGCAAAAUUCUGAAUUUAGGCAAGGGCAGAGUAGGUACAAGAAUUAAUAAGUCAGCUGUUGUGCCAAGGGACUAAGGGUACCAUAGUUUUGGUGCAGUAAGGAAGGGCUUUUGGACUUGUUAGAAGGAGCGAAAACCUGAUGAUUCCUGGACAAGCUUUGCCCCUAGGUUUCUAUCUUUUAUAGCUUGGUGGUAUUUUAUAUGAAACAGCACAUUGUGAGUUUUAUCAAUCUCUUAUCUCUUUGGACUUGUUCGGUAUGUUUUUAGAAU